AGAAAGGAAAGUUGAUGGCGUCUUCCUCUCGGAGUCCACAACCGCCGCCGUGGGUGGAGUUGCCGGAAGGGAUUACGGAGAAGAUACUGCAGAAACUUGGGGCUUUUGAAAUACUGUGCAGUGCGCAGAGAGUGUGUACAACCUGGAGGAGACUCUGCAAGGACCCGUCCAUGUGGGGGGUCAUUGACAUGCGUUUCUCUGGCAUCGCCGGAUUAUGGGAGUUGGAAAACUAUCCCGAUAAGAUGUGCAUUCGCGCCGUCGAUCUCAGCCAGGGCAAUGCAGCUCAUAUCAACAUCGAGUAUUUCGGCUCCGAUGGUUUGCUCAAUUAUAUUGCCCUAAGUUAUAUUUGUUUUAACAGGUCAAGUCAGCUCAAACGCCUUCAACUUGCAUUUUGCUAUAAUGUAUCAGCUGAAGGUUUAAGUAAAGCAGUUAAAAAACUCCCUCUGUUGGAGGAAUUGCACCUUUCUUUCAUCUCAAUCACCCAAGAGGCGAUUGAGAGUAUUGGCCGUUCUUGUCCUCGUUUAAGAUCAUUUGAACUGAACCACAGAGUGUGUAGUUUCCAACACAUGGAGUAUGAUGAAGAGGCUGUGGCAAUUGCAGAAAACAUGCGUGAAUUGCAACACCUUCAGCUAAUUGGAAAUAAGAUGACAGAUGAUGGUCUGCUAGCCAUUCUCAAUGGCUGCCCUCACCUUGAAUCCCUUGAUAUAAGGCAAUGCUUUAACCUGCGUUUUGGAGGUAAUUUGAGGACAAAAUGUUCUCAGCAGAUCAAAAAGCUUAGGUGGCCAACUGACUCCACUGAAGAUUAUAGAUUUUGCCAUGAAAUCUAUGACAGUGAAUUAAAUUUUCCAUGUGAUAUUUAUGACACUGACAGCUCUUAUGACAGCGAUAAUGAUUGGUUUAUAUAGUCGCACAGUACUGAUUUGAUGAGCUUGAUAUCCAGUGACGGGGAGCUAGAUAAUUUGCAGCACAUGGAACCUCAACCAGUCAACCCUCGUGGGAUUUUGCUAUACACCCCUUUUUGGCAUGCUUCCCUGCUCUAUAUUGUCAUUUUAAUGCUCCUUUUGUUUUGCGAUUCCCCCCCUCCCCCUCCCCCCUCAUUGGUUAAGGAGGACGGAUGCUAAUUAUUAUGCUACAUGAUACCCUGAUGGUUUGCUAGACUUUUCACAGGACAUAUAACUAUGAUGGUUUUGCAAGUGCUUGUAAAUGGAAUGUCUGAAACAGAGGCUUUCACUUCCUCCUGAUUUUUGUUGCGGUAGUAUUCAAAACAUCCUUGGAUAUGUGCUUUUAUGCUUGUUAAUGUGCUUUGAACAAAGUUUAUGUAAUCUUGGGUAAUGUUACAUGAAUAAAAAUUGUGUAUAUAACUUUACACA
This is a messenger RNA of Ipomoea nil (Japanese morning glory), 1370 nucleotides long. RefSeq names its product putative F-box/LRR-repeat protein 9. The transcript has 2 exons. NCBI's taxonomy places the organism in Eukaryota, Viridiplantae, Streptophyta, Magnoliopsida, Solanales, Convolvulaceae. Bases 15 to 905 code for a protein of 296 amino acids. Gene Ontology annotation, molecular function: protein binding. The record is from RefSeq and is a predicted model, not a curated record.